Olea europaea var. sylvestris is the source of this 1094-nucleotide messenger RNA. RefSeq lists its product as uncharacterized. NCBI's taxonomy places the organism in Eukaryota, Viridiplantae, Streptophyta, Magnoliopsida, Lamiales, Oleaceae. The transcript has 3 exons. The coding region runs from base 207 to 788 and encodes 193 amino acids. The record is from RefSeq and is a predicted model, not a curated record.
GGGAAUUUGUCACGUGGAAUUUCAAAAAGCACAAAACUGACCCACUGGGCCACCGAAAGCCUUUGCCACCCGAUUUCUCACUUUCCAUUUCCUUCCGUAACGCAAUGUCCCAAAAACUCAGAAAAAGCACCGUAUUCAUCCGAUAAAUUAUUCACGCCAACCAAUCUAGGGUUUUGUAGAAUAAUUCUUGAACUUCAUUUUUACGAAUGGCAAAGAAGAGGAAAUCCGAUGCGACGCGUCUAGAUGAGGUGGAUCGAACCAUGUACUCUACCUUCUGCAGCGCUGCCAACUCCCUCUCCCAGCUUUACACCCAGGCCAUGCACCACCAGCGCCUCUCCUUUCAGGCCGGUGAACGCCAGGGGCUGGAGAAACUUUAUAAUUGGAUUUCAAGGCAACAAGAAGAUGGGGCUAGAGUGACUACCGGAGAUAUUUGUGCUUAUAUUCAGAAUGAGCUCAGUUAUGGAAUGGAAGAACCCCCGUCCUCCCCAAGAUUGCAAUUCCAGCAGCAACAACAGUCUCAAACUGCAAUGCAGUCUGCUCACACAGGAUUUCAAGUAUGUCCUAAUUCAUUUGGUCCUGCAACUGUUGGGCAAGGACUCCGUUCCGGGAACUCUAUUUCCUCAAAUGCUCUCUCCAGUCCUGUUAAUCGGAGCCUCCAGCACCAUCACUUGAUGCAGGGAGGUUACUAUGUAAAUACCAUUACUCGCAAUAACGAGAACAGUAUUUAUCCAAGCAGGGAUCCUAAUCCUCCAGGCUCCAAUGACACUUCAAUGGACAUGCAACCAUGAUUCUUCUAAUUAAGAUUACAGCGUUGUCAGGAAUCUGAGUCUGUCAUUGCUAAUGCAAAAGAUAAGUAGAAAAGUCAUUGUAACAAGAUAAUAGUUUGAAGGUUCUUGAAAUGUAGAGAGCUUUGUUAUACUCAGUGAGAGAUGCAAGUGAGCUUUAAGAUCUCCCUUCUGAUAUAUUAUAUGGUUAAAGGACAGUUUAGCUUAAUGUAUUGGUGCAUAUUGUUUGUGGUUUCUUUAUGUCGAUAUUCAUCUAGAGUUACCCUUUAUUUUCUUGUGCUCGAUUCGAUAUCAAAGAUAUUUUGUUUA